UUAAAAGUGACAACAACAACACUACCUAUACAAAAUUUAUUUAUCUACAUAUGGUGGCUACAAAAAUUUUAAAAUGUGGGUCAGAUGGAUAUUUAGUAUUUGUUUUUUAAAUGCAUGUUUAUGCAAUCCAGAAGUUAAGACAAGUUUGGGAAAAAUUUUAGGACAUGUAAAAACAUCUUUUAAUGGUAGAAAAUUCGCCGCUUUUGAGGGAAUACCAUAUGCAAAACCCCCAGUAGGUGAUUUAAGAUUUGAGGAAGCACAGCCAGUUGAACCAUGGAAAGGAGUAUUGAAUGCCAAUGUCACAUAUACUUGUAUGCAAAGAAUGGGGUCUAUAAUUGGCCAGGAGGACUGUUUGUAUGCUUAUGUAUACGUACCACUUAAAAAGUUGGAUCCCUCCAAUAAAUUGAAUGUAAUUGUCCAUAUACAUGGAGGCGCAUUUAUGUUAGGUAGCCCUAAUAGUUUCAUAGACCCUGAUAUGCUGAUGGAUCAUGAUGUUAUAUUUGUCUUAUUUAAUUACAGAUUAGGGCCUUUAGGAUUCUUAAGUAGUGGUGAUGAUGCAUUACCUGAAAAUGUUGGCAUGAAGGACCAAGUAUUGGCCUUAAAAUGGAUAGGAGAGCACAUACAAAACUUUGGGGGCAACUCUGAUAAAAUUACCCUCACAGGAUUGUCAGCUGGUGGGGCUAGUGUACAUUUACACUAUUUCUCGCCUUUAUCUAGACACCUAUUUCAUAGGGGCGUUUCAGAGAGUGGGGUUGCCUAUAACCCUUGGGUUUUACAGAAUAACCCAAGGGAAAAAUUUAAAAAAUUAGCUGAUUUGGUUGGAUGUGAUAACCAUGAUUCAAAGUUAAUUGUAAAUUGCUUGAAAUGCAAACCUGUAGAGUCGUUUUAUUCUGUUUUAUCAAAUUUCUAUGAAAAAGAUACGUUUCCGUUUUCGCCGUUUGCUCCUGUUGUUGAAACUGGUUCAAGGCCAAAUAAGUUCUUAACGAAGCACCCUAUUCAAAGUUACAUUGACAAAGAUGUUCUUGAUGUACCUUGGCUAUUGAGCACUACUUCGGAAGAAGGGAUUUAUCCUGGUUUUCAUCUCCUGGAUUAUUUGGACGAUUUAGAUGAAUUAUGGCCAAAAUUAGCCCCAUAUGUCCUUGAUUAUAACUACACAAUGCCAAAAUCAGAAUGGGAAAUAUCUGCUAAUAAAAUUAAAGAACAUUAUAUUGGCAAAGGGAAACAAAUUUCGAAAGACAAUUUCCAAACAUUUUUAAGAGCGUUAAGUGAUAGACACUUUGUAAAUGAUGCUCAAGAUGCCGCAGUACGACAAGCUAAAGUUAACAAAUUCCCAGUGUAUUAUUUCGUUUUUAAUCAUAAAACUGACGCAUUGAUCGACUUCUUUAAAAUAAAAGGCUGUGCUCAUGGAACAAGUACCAAAUUUUUCCAUGGAUCUAGAAGAGAUAAAUACUCUGAAAAAGAUUUAAAACUUAUCCCUAUAAUGGUGGAUAUGAUGGUUGAAUUUGCAAAUACUGGUAAUCCCAAAAUAAAAGGUAUUUCAAAUUGGGAAAAAGUACAUGGCGACGUUAUUACCUAUAUAAAUAUUACCGAAUAUGACGAUAUAAAACAAGAAACAAGUAAUGAAUUGAGCGAAAAAGAAUUUUGGAAUGGGUUAAACAUUAUGGAAAAUGAAAAAUUAAUUGGCAUUAAAGACGAAUUAUAAUAAAAAUUGUUUUUGUCAAUCAUUUUAUUUAUUUUACCAAUCAAUACUAAUAAAAAUUGUUUUUGUCAAUCAUUUUAUUUAUUUUACUAAUACUAAUAAA
Molecule: messenger RNA, 1802 nt
Organism: Brassicogethes aeneus
Lineage: Eukaryota; Metazoa; Arthropoda; Insecta; Coleoptera; Nitidulidae
Source: the annotation of a GenBank genome assembly